Carassius carassius (crucian carp) is the source of this 1456-nucleotide messenger RNA. RefSeq names its product MRG/MORF4L binding protein (gene mrgbp). The transcript has 6 exons. Bases 66 to 713 code for a protein of 215 amino acids. Gene Ontology annotation, biological process: regulation of transcription by RNA polymerase II. Gene Ontology annotation, cellular component: NuA4 histone acetyltransferase complex; nucleus. The record is from RefSeq and is a predicted model, not a curated record. NCBI's taxonomy places the organism in Eukaryota, Metazoa, Chordata, Actinopteri, Cypriniformes, Cyprinidae.
UUGUUGAGUCCUGCGGUGAUGAACCAGAUCUGAUUCUGACUGCUGCAGUGUGUCUCUGGAGAAACAUGGGGGAAGCGGAGACUCUGCCAUCCGACGACAAACAAGCAGAAACCGGCAUCUGCAUCGCCGAGGAAUCCAUCGUAUGGAGUCAAGAAGUAGAAGUGUGUCUUUUUCACGCAAUGCUGGGUCAUAAACCCGUCGGAGUGAAUCGUCAUUUCCACAUGAUCUGUAUUCGUGAUAAGUUCAGUCAGAACAUCGGCAGGCAGGUGUCCUCUAAAGUCAUCUGGGAUCACCUGAGCACCAUGUACGACAUGCAGGCGCUGCAUGAAUCAGAAAUACUCCCGUUUCCAAACUCGGAGAAGAGCUUUGUGCUGCCUGAAGAGAUCAUACAGGAAGUCAAGGAAGGUAAAGUGGGGUCUGAAGACGAAGUAAAAGAGGAAUUCAAAGAAGAGAGUGACCCACCUGCAACACACGAAGAAGGUCUGGGUCCCAGUAUGGCUGGCCAGGAUUUUGCGAGGUAUGGACAGAAGAAAACAUUUCGCUCUGUUCCAAAGCUCCAGCUUGAGCUCAGUACAGACCAGCUCAUUACCAGAGGCCUCUGUAGACAGCCUUCAGAGACCUCUGACCAUCAAUUCCUCGGUGAAGAUGUCGGAGAGGUCGGGCAGCGGGCGCGAGAAAGAGAAAGAGCGAGCCGAGAGGGGGGGCUCAGGUGAGACAGGCAGCGGGUCGAAAGAAUCAUCCGGGGAAAAGAGGAAGAGGAGUCGAGCCGUGGAGAAGGUGAUGAACUCCAGCAACCCCUCCAGCCCCGGAGGAGCCAAGCGCCGCAGGACGUAGACGCAGCAUGCAGCAGGACGACUUGGGACAUCAGACAUUUGAAAAGAACUGACGGAGAAAGGUGUAGCUAAUAUUGGUCUUGCUAGAGCCAAUGUGGAAGUGAAAUUACAUGGAGAGCAGGGGAUGUGAUGUUCGUGUGUGUUAUCUGCAGUCCAGAGGUUCACUGCGAGAGACGUUCCUGUGCUGUUCACAGACAGACGGUGGACAUACAGAGAAAGGAAAGUCUUGUGGCUGUGUAGGAUAUGACUAGACUGAUGGGGAAAGUAUGAUAAACUAAUAAGCUUUCCUCUGCUGAGUUUGGAAAUUUUUUUUUUUUUUUUUUUUUUUUUAAGAUUUGUGGGAAUUUUAAGUGGUAGCUUUAUUUUAUUUUUGUCAGUUCUUGAGACGGACCAGAGUAUCAACUAGUUUGUUGUGUGAUUUAUUAGGGCUUACACCGCAAAUAAGCUGAGCUAGACAUGUUAUUACGUAACUGUUUAAAAUAACCUGAUUGUAUUAGCCAUUGGUCAUUGAUCAAAUGCAUCGUGAAUAGUGAUGGUAUUUGGUUUCUUAGUUAUGCUUGUUUUACAUUUCUGACCAAACAUGUUAAACACAUCAGGAGGAUGUCCCUGAUUAAAAAAAUAAU